Hyalella azteca is the source of this 4552-nucleotide messenger RNA. RefSeq names its product flocculation protein FLO11. The record is from RefSeq and is a predicted model, not a curated record. Lineage: Eukaryota; Metazoa; Arthropoda; Malacostraca; Amphipoda; Hyalellidae. The coding region runs from base 392 to 3559 and encodes 1055 amino acids. The transcript is spliced from 3 exons.
CUGGCUAAUGAACGUUUACAUUCCGCAGAAUUCAUCUCUUAGAUAUUUAGUCAAUAGAAUGAGAAGGGAGCCAUAACUUAAUUUCUAUAUCAGCCCAAAUAAUCUUUUCUAAAUACUAAAACUAAGUGACUAAUAAUCAUGUUGAGAUUUAGGUAGGAAGGAGGUUCUGGUUUCAAUCCAGUUUCUGUUCUCGCUUUUAUUUUUCAUUAACACGCUGAAGUGGCAGGAAUUUCGUUGGAAAUUCUAUAAUGUGAAUUGCUGCGCUGCCGAUGCCUGAUUGCCGUGUCAUGAACAACACGAAAUGGCGAGCUCCACGUAUGACAAAACCUUCCCCUCGUAGAAUUAUUUGUAAGAUUACAUCUUCACUCUUUGCUGAGUACUUGAAGUCAGGAUGAACAGCGCGAGGAAGUUCAGGAAGCAAGCGGCGGGUGCAGCGGACGAGGCCCUGAGCGCUCCUGUGGACCAGGCACAUGACUGUGUAAAUAACCAGACUGAAAGUUCCCGGAGCCCGAGGCGGCGUAAACAUAUUCGUGUUGCCGCUUUUGCCAAUAUCGCCUUGUUUCCCGAGCCUGAAAUCGCCCCAGAACCCGACGACCUGCGCAGCUUCCGCUUGCAUUCUAGUGGCGACGGGUCUACGACGGACUCAAACAAUCCUGUCUCAUUGCAGGAUCCACUCAAGCAAUUGACGAGAUUCCAGACACGAAGACUUGCAUCAUCUGAACUUCGCAAUUUCAGGAUAUCAAACAUUAAAGCUUUGCGGUCCAUGCGCAUGAACAGAGCUUUGUUCCCGAGAAAUUCAGUGUUUGCUGACUCCCAGAAAAAAGUUCUGACUUCCAAAAGCUGUUCAGUUGUCUCAACUUUUCAUCAUCCAAACCUUGCUCAGAAAUUAAAAGCACCUGCACAACAUUUACGAAGAUUUCGACUGGGGAACCGAGGUAAUGUGUCGCGGGAUCGAGCCUUGACGCUGCUUGAUAGUCAAAUCCUGAAUAUCCGACGCUCACUAACGAGUACCAACCAAGAAAAUAUAUUGUUGACUGUAAACAACGGCGUUACUGCUGUUCAAUGCAAUAGCACCAGGAGCAAAAGGAACAAUUUGUCUUCUGAUAAAUUUAUUUCACGACAAGGACCAGCUAUUGCUCUUCCUUCAUCGGCUACUCGGUCACGACCUGCAUUGAAGGCCUGCAGACAAUCCACCAGACAAGCGACUACAAGCCUUGAUGGCAGUAUUUCAUCUGACCAAGUCCAGAAAACAAAUCUGUGCUCAAAUAUUAACAAAACCUCUCGCAUUCUGGACAAUGAUGAUGAGAUAAAAGUUAUAUCUAAAAAUGAAGAUCUUAUUAAAACCACCAGUGGCAGUAUAGACGAUAAACUUAAUCUGAACCAGCAGAAAAAGGGAACGGUUCAAGCCAACGAGAUGAAAACAAACUCGAAAUUUUUGAAGCAAAAGCACAGUGGGAAACCUACUCUUUCUUUGACUGAAUCGAGUACCAGAAAACAAAAAAUACAAUGCAGCCAGAACCAUCUUUGUCUUGGCCGCUGCUCGGAGCACGAGGGUAAAAUUCUACCAAUCGGCGAAGACCUAUCACAGAAACGAGGCCGACCAGAGACUAGAAGUUGCACUUAUUAUGAGAGUCCGCCCGAGAUUGUAGCCCCAAGCCCUGCCACUGCAGCCCUAAGCACUCCCAGCGCAGCCCCAAGGGCUGCCACCGCAGCCCCAAGCGCUGCCACCGCAGCCCCAAGCGCUGCCACUGCAGCCGUAAGCACUCCCAGCGCAGCCCCAAGCGCUGCCACUGCAGCCCUAAGCACUCCCAGCGCAGCCCCAAGCGCUGCCACUGCGGCCCCAAGCUCUGCCACUGCAGCCCUAAAUGCUGCCAGUGAGGUCCUAAAUGUUGCUGCAGCCCCGAGCGCUGCUAAUGAUCCUACUCCUCCAAAAUUAAGGAACUUGAGACCUCUAAACACACAACGGAGCAAUGCAGAAUGUAACGCCAAGCGCCAUAGUUUACGUUCAAUUGGGGAAAUUGUCUCGCUGCCUCGAACUUCUUUGCCAGAUCGUCUUUGGCAGCCUUUGAGCAACACAAAGACUUCUUUGAAGACUCGUAACGUGUACUCGAGACUUGAAAAUUCUCAUACUUCUAGUCUGAAACGUUCAAAAUUUAUCAAAAUUAAGACGCAGAAAAUGUCUGAAUUAAGGGGCUAUCGUCCAAAAGUUAUUAACGAAAUUGUAAAUCUAGAAGACGACGAAGACCUAUCGCGAAAAUCGGUGCCAUCGACUACGAAUGUUAUAGUAAGUGUGUCGUCUUCAAUUGUGGGAACAUCAACAUCUGCACUCAAGGGCACCGGUGAUACUGGGGUAAAAACAACGGAUAUGCAUUCACUCUCAGCAGGAGAAGAACGUACGACCCCCGAGUCUACUUCGAAAUUAUCAUCUAGAACUGGUGGUAAACGUCCCAUGCCUGAGUCAGACACAUCGCCGCCUUCACUUACGCCGCGUGGUAAACGUCCCAUGCCUGCGUCAGACGCAUCGCCGCCUUCACUUACGCCGCGUGGUAAACGUCCCAUGCUUGCGUCAGACGCAUCUCCGCCUUCAUUUACGCCGCGUGGUAAACGUCCCAUGCCUGAGUCAGACGCAUCGCCGCCUUCACUUACUCCUUUGAGGCAGCGUGGUAAACGUCCCAUGCUUGCACCAUCAACAAUCCGUCCCCUUGAAGGUGACGAUAAGCACGCCACACCAGCAGCAGAAGUUCCCUUGCUGGUAGGUGAGCCAGUACGCGCAACAAAACGCGUUCCCUCCACAACGGGAGGUGAACACGUAGCGCUUGCCAAAGGAUCCUCUUCACUUCAAGCAGGGGCUGAGUGUAGUUCCAGCGAAGAAAAUGACUGUGUGAUUAUCCUUGACAAUGCGAAAAAAAGAACUACACUUUCAUCCAGGGUCUUAAAUGCUUUGAAUGCACCAAGCCGGACCCAUAAAAGCGACUCUAACUUAUAUAGCGGCACUAGCAAACCAAUGCCUCUCGGUAACAGGAGACAAACUCGAAGUUUGGCUUCUUCUAGUCCUAGCACGAAGAGUAAUAUAAAAUUAUUGAGGAUUCCUUCUCCUAAAACUACUAAUAAUGAAAUCCCCAGAUGCAACACGGCGAAAGCGUCCAAUAUUAUCAGGAGCUUGGAAGGUCCCGAAUUAAUUGAUCGUAGCAAUUCAAAUCAAGAACCCAAAAAGACAAAACAGGAUAUUUCUAUCUCUCCGUUUAACCCGAGUUACCUUUCCAUAAAUCAUUCCAAAAUUCUUGAUUUAAUAUCUCCUUCCGUUUCGAUCUCUUGGGCCUCAAAUUCUCGAAGCAAAUCUACAAACACAUCAACAUCCUCGUCACGACAUCCCACAGCUACGGGUUCAUCUAAAGCCACCUCUUCCAGUGUCAGUUCAAGUCUGACACCAACAUCAUCAGACUCGUCUCUGCGGGAGUUUCGACUACGCACUUCCCAAGAUGCAGAGAUAAUGAUAGAUUCAGUCAUAAUUCAUGGACGACGUGGAAAUGGAUUGCGUAAUUUCAGACGUGAAAAAUGAUCAAGACGACGAUAUAUUCGGUCUCGAUUUACUAGUCUUUUUGUCGUGGGUUGUUUAUGUGUAACUUGCUGAGUCUGGGUUGAGGCUCGCUGGUGAACGCUAUCCGCCCCAUCGAAGAGAACUAAGGCACAACAUGCAAGCACUAGGCUGCGAGUAUUUCAUAGUUCAUCACUUAUUUCUAAGCUUAUGAAUUUCUUCACUCCGAAUAUAGGAGUGGUAAACUUGGUCUAUGGAAGCAAUGAGUGAAGAACAAAUAUGAACGAGUUAUUGGAAAUAAUUGCAAUAUUUAUAGUUUCUGUUAUGUCAAGAUUCUUGAGCUUUAUACAGCUCAGUGGCCAUGUCUAUGAUCUAGAAAGGAAACCAAUCGAUUUUUUUACAGCUACUUUAGUUAUUACAACUUCCAUUCAAUUCCUCGUGUAAACCCUACAACCGCAUUUCGACAUAUACUUUAUAACGCAAUUGAUAGUCAUUAUAUUCUAAAUGGAAAAAGCUUUUGCGGCGCGGUAAUCAAUCGAAGUUUUGGGCAAUUACUUCCUGCUUGCCUGUUCGUAGAUUUGUUUGCAUACUGGUUAUUUCAAGGUGGUCGUUUACCUCUUAUUUGCCUGCCUGCUUUUUCAAGUUUUUAACGCGUUUGCUUGGUUUCUGCAACCGUUUAGUUCGAUAUACGUCUAUUAUUUUGGCCUGUGUGAUGAGAAUAUUUUUAUUUUUAAUUCAAACAAUCAUCCAAGUCGGUUUGAAAACAUCUGAAUGUUACAGAUAUUCACCGGUUAGUAAUUAGACGUAUUGCUGGCGUGAUAAAAUGGAAAUUUAUAUUUUUAUAAGGUAAAGUUAAGCUUCUGAGAACGCUGUUGUUCGCGUCUUCCGUCUUCCGAUUACAAAAAAGAUAUGAUGCUGGCAGUGGCAUUACCUGAUAGCGUAAGUUAUUGUAUUCAACAUGGAAUGGAUUUUGUUUCAGUAAAUCAGUGCCUCUUCUCGAAUAUAUAAACAUUCCUC